AAUAUUCAUCAGCCGCCGUGGAGCCGUGUGAUGCGUGCACCCUGUAUAUAGGGGCCGUGUGAUGCCUCCAGUCUGUGCCAAAGUCUCCACCACCAGCAGCAGCAGCAGCAUGAGCUUCUCUUGAAACGAAGAGGAAAGAAAGAAACAACACGCCGGGGCUGUCUCUCUUUCUCUCGUCCGUUAUUCUCGACAGACCCAGCCAGGCCGCGCGUGCAGGAGACCCAAUGCGUGCCAGCUCGCAGCCGACGACGAUGCUGACGAUGAUCCUGCUGCCGAUGAUGGCGAUGGUGAUGCCGGUGCCACUCCACGCCACGACGUCGCCCGCUGGCUCGCCGAGUGCGAUACGGGGCGUCGCACUCGGCCACCGCAACUGCCGCGUCAGCUGCCACGACUCCCUCGGUCGGGCUGCGAGACCCGUGGAGCCGUUGGCGGUGCUGAUCUGCUCCAUCGAGUGCCGGGAUGAGGAACGAGGGGUGGUGCCGGCCGAUGCGAACGCCGCGGGGACACCGAGGGACGCCGACUCGGCACCCGGGACGGAACGAGGGUGGUGCGGCCUCUGCCUGCCACUGGCGCAGAGCGCUGUGCGCGGGGCGCGCGGCUUCUCCCAGGAGCAGGACGAGGCUGAGGAGGAGGAGGCUGAGGAGGAGGAGGCUGAGGCCCCACGCGACCUCGGCGCUUCCGUCUUCGGAGACGCGAAGGCGACCGCCGUGGGAAGUUCGCUCCGGGACGCCAGGCUUUGGGAGUCCGGCGCGGACGGACUCCGGCCCAAGCGCUACGGCGGGUUCAUGGAGCGGAUGAGGGGAAGGCGGCUGCUGGUGCCGCAAGGCGAAUCGUCGCCUGGCCAGUGGCAGCAGCAGCUGCAGCAGCUGCAGCAGCAGCACGGCUUGCGCAAGCGCUACGGCGGAUUCAUGAGGAGGGUCGGUCGGCCGUGGCCAGAGGCCGAGCUCAAGACGAACGAGGGCUUCAUGCGCCGACUCUUCGGCGUGUCCAUCCGUUCGGAUGACGGACAGUCGAGGGAUUAUGGGGGGGCCGCUGUAGCCGUGACCCCCUAAGUAUUCAAGCCGCAUGACACCCGCCCCCCAUUCCUUGCAUCGCACCUGCUAAUCAGCGGUUCCCGUUCAUUCCUCUCCGCAUUCUGCUUUAUGAGGUUCUAAAUGCAACCUCCCCCCCUGCCCCGCCUACCAUCAACUGCUUCUUGUGUUUGGCCGAGUACGCAACGAAUCGCUCUCGAAACCGCGCAACUUAAUACGUCAUCGCCUUUGCAACUGCUUUGUCCACGUCCGAGCGAGCAGCUGCGCCACGGGCUAAUUGAAACGGGGCAUUCGGGAUCUGCAAAACUUGCAGCUCGCGGUUCGCGGACGCGCAAGCGCGUGAUGCAGAUCACAUCGAUCGACGCUUGCGAUUUGGAGUCGGUAGCAAGCAACCGGUAGCAAGCAACCGGUUGCACAACUGCCCCGCAGAGACGGUCCGCGCGUAAGCCGAUUCGGUUGCAGGCAACGAAGUUGCUGCAACUUGAUGGCUCGGGUUUGGACACGGCUCAAGAGAGUCACGACGCGCACUCUCGACGCGCACGUAGCCCGAACGAGGAGGGCAACUGAUCCAGGGCGAUCCAUCCAUAGACACCCCGCCCCAUCUCUAAUAUCGUGCGAAUGGGAUGGUCCCAUACAUGAGAUCAGGGGUGGGGAACGUUUUUUCUGCCAAGGGCCAUUUGGAUAUUUAUAACAUCAUUCGCGGGCCAUACAAAAUUAUCAACUAAAAAAUUCGCCCGUUUAUAUUUGGUCAAACAUUUAAUUAACUCACCCCUAAUGCGAUGGCUGGAACUGCUUCUCUUUGGCGAGGCGUGUGAUGAUGUUAGCUGGUAUUGAUGUUGCUGCUACUCGCAACUGCUUUUCCAGGUUUGCUCCUAGAUUUAUUGAAUUUCGAGUCCCGCCUGCGGUUGCCUUGGCAGGGCCACACCAAAUGAUUUUGCGGGCUUUAUACGGCCCGCGGGCCGGACGUUCCCCACCCCUGAAUUAGACGGAUAUCGUUGUUUUUUUAAACGAUGGAAUACCUCGAAUGUAUUUGAAAACUGGCGGUGGGACACAUCUACAGGGGUUGUGAAAUGACAACGUAGUUUUCCUCCCCGUAAUCUCGCUCUGUGAAUGUCAACGGGCUGGUCUAUGAACGAAUCACCCUUGGCGUCGGCUGGGCUCAAAGUCGUGAAACGCACGAGCUUGUUGAGAAGGCGUGCUUUAAAAGCCGAGUCACUCUAAUCGGUUCAUCACGCAAGCUUUCGCGACCAAUAUCAUCCGUAGAGAUUUGUUUGGGUUAGAUCGCGUAAAUUUAUAAAUGUGUCGUUAAACCCGCCACCACCCGACACAGACAGUAAGGGUUGUCACGUAAACAGAACGUGGCCAAUUCGUCACUAGUACAGCACCACCGGUGUGUUGGAGAGCAAAGCCACGACAAUUACAAAACGUCGUACACAGAUUGUAAAUGUUGUGGCUGUGUCGGGUGGUGGCGGGUUUUAACGACACAUUUAUAUAUUUACGCGAUCUAACCCAACCCGCCGCCCCCCCCCUCUAUUACGCACUCUAAUCAGUGUCCAAUACGCGUGUCGUACGUUAUGCAUGUUGAACUUCUUUCGCGCCGUACGUAGCCAACCGUGCUAAUCGGAGGUGCUGUUGUCCGGGCACGGGAGUAAGAGACGCAGCAAACCACCUUGAUGUCAGCGUGCGCCUUCACCUUCCCAUCGCCCGCAAGCUUUUGGAGAGGUUUUUUUUUGCGGUGGUGCGUGCCUCUGAUCCGGGGCGCUUGGACGCGAGGCUUCGUGCACAAGGUGGAGAUUCGUGAAGUAUUCCUGAACCUCCCCUGGAAUGCGUGGUGGUCGAGAGAUGGCAGUAGAGCUAAUGGAUUCGUGAAACCAUCUGUGCGAAUAUAUAUGUCUGCCCCCCCCCCCCCCAUCGUGCAUAGGCGCUUCGAUUUUCUUUAGGUAAACUCCAGUUUCAUCCCAGAUACAAAAAGUCAUAUGAAUAAAACAUUAACAAAAACAAAACAUUGGCCUCACUUAAAUCUAGCACCCUCCUGUAAAUUGCGAUACACUCGGCGUUGCUGAAUACACUUUGCUGGAUACACGUUGCUGAAUACACGUUACUGAUCAUUUUUAUUUAUGGAUUUCUCCAGACUCUCGAUCUCAAUCAGCACGCGAGCGAAGGGUUUUGGUUGCUGCCACCUGGGGUGGCAAAUGCGGCGAGUAUCCACCAUGAUCAGCAGUGGCGGACAAGCUCGUGCGUGGCCUGUAGCAUGAUGUUAUAAAGGGGCCCUAAAUAAAAAAAAAAUAUUAAAACACAAAUGUUUAACUUGCGUAGUAAAGUAAUUGUUUUUUUUUCACUUGCUAUACACAGACAGAUAAUACGACAAAUCGCUAACCUUAAACACACAGUCGUUCAUAAAAGUUGAAGGCAGCAUAGUACUAUAGUAAUAGAGCAAGUGCACAAUCACUGAACCGGAGUUGAUAGCUUGAAAGCAUUUAGCGCGGGGUCCUUGAAAGUGUGGGGCCCGUAGCUACUACAUAUGUAGCUACUUUUGCUACUAGGAUAAUCCGGCACUGAUGGUCAGUACCCACCACCACGAGCAGCUGGCAAUGUAGGUGUGCACACAUAUAUAUACACAGCAGUCUGUUACAUAGACAUGCGUAACAUUCAUUUUCACAUUGCAUGCAUAUUGCCGGUCACGUUGUUUUGCUUUUCCAUUUCGAGGUUCCCCGUGAAACAAAUUUCGGUGCAUCUGUAGGACCCAUUUUUUUCGCCAGUCUCAAAUAAAUAUUUUUCCACUGGCAAAAAAAUAAAUGGCCCAACAAAUUCAACAGCUUAACCCGAGCUGUUCAUGCUUUGGAGUUUGCACCGUCCCUGUACCGUUCGCUCCAUAGCCCCGUUGAGACAAAGCCAUGGAAAGAGGCGGUCUCGGUUGUAUGACAAUCAGUUUCAAGGCCAAUGCGUGUUUGUUUGCUAGUUUAAAUACUUCGUCUGUGCGAUUCACGGACACGAUGCCCUUCAAUGGGCGUCUAGUUGGCGUUAGAACGUCUUAACACCUCCCCGGUAUUCAUUGCCGGAAAGAGCGAAGCCUUUAAUUUUAUUCUACUCCGAUAACCGCCCUCUAACAAUACCUUUCUCGUAAUAAGCUACCGGGGUGAGGCUUGCCAUCAUCCACAUUUGUUAUCUAGAGAUACAAUGCCUCGAUAAGAUGGGUGGAAAGCAUGUGCCCAGCCGGUGUGCUACCGAUAAAACCACUGGACAGGCGGAUGUCCGAACGCAAGCAGCAAUAUAUUAAACCCGAGACAAAACCUCGCCACAAUGUUACCUGCGGAUGAAAAGUUCCCGAUUCUAAGAUCCGUAAUGACCCGUGCCACCCCACGCAUCACAGGAAAGGGACAUCGAUCAUUUCGGGGCGAUCGCGAGCCCAGAUGCGGCUUCGUCUCUCGCUCGCUCUUUGCACCUGCCGACGAAUCGCGAGCCCGACGUUCCAGGUUCAU
Messenger RNA from Lethenteron reissneri (Far Eastern brook lamprey), 4510 nucleotides. RefSeq names its product proenkephalin-B-like. Lineage: Eukaryota; Metazoa; Chordata; Hyperoartia; Petromyzontiformes; Petromyzontidae. Gene Ontology annotation, biological process: sensory perception; chemical synaptic transmission; neuropeptide signaling pathway. The record is from RefSeq and is a predicted model, not a curated record. Gene Ontology annotation, molecular function: opioid receptor binding. Gene Ontology annotation, cellular component: axon terminus; neuronal cell body; dendrite.